Molecule: messenger RNA, 2253 nt
Organism: Ostrea edulis (European flat oyster)
Lineage: Eukaryota; Metazoa; Mollusca; Bivalvia; Ostreida; Ostreidae
Exons: 3
Coding region: 355-1935 (526 amino acids)
Biological process (GO): G protein-coupled receptor signaling pathway
Cellular component (GO): plasma membrane
Molecular function (GO): G protein-coupled receptor activity
Source: RefSeq, a predicted model, not a curated record
UAGCAUUUGUAGUUGCCUUAGAACAUGUGAUACACGCGCAUUGUGUAACAGAGCUGUAACAAGACUCGAUUUAUUGGAAGAUAGACUGUGCGUGUUUAAGCAUGGAAUUACACUCUCUUAUGUACACAGUUUCACGCUAGGAGUCCGGAGUGUAUAAUUAAAAUAUCAUUAUCACUGAGAUCAGGAUACUGGGAUACGUGCUGUAUUACAGAGGACUAGGUAGCCUCCGCGGAGGACUGACAGUCGAUAGUCCUUAGCCGGAAGGGCACAUGCAACAGGAACUGGUAAUGAAUAUUAAAGAAAACAUCGGUGUUGGAUACCAGGGAGAUUAUUAACUUGUAAAAUUAAGGAAAGAUGAAUCGUUGCGAUACAGAUCCGGCUUUAAGAAUGAACUUCGAAAUGAUCACCGAGGAUAAUAAUUUUCUUUUCUAUACCUAUGGGAUCGCCUUGUCGAUAGUUGUCGGAAUUGGAAUACCCGGAAAUUGUUUCGCCUUGGUCAUAUUAAUGCAUCGGACUCUACAAAGUUCCCCCGUGAGUAUCGUGAAGGCAUUAACUAUACACGGCAUCAUCAAUAUGUGUUUUUCCAUAUACCUGGACAUCAUUCCAUCGAUAGAAAUGCACAUGGAAACAGAAAAUUUUAAUAGUGACAUUAUGAAAUAUUUGCUGCAAUAUGAAUGUGGACGUAAUUUUUCCGUGUCAUCUCCAAGUGAUUUUCAAUGUUUGAGACACAUUGACGUCUUUGUUAAUACGACCCAUUCGCUGUUGGCCCAAAUGAAGCCAGUCUAUGACCAAUUAGUGAAUGGGAGCAUAGUCAGCGGACGACAACCGUUUAUUAUCGAAAAUUGUAUCUUUGAUGGAAUGGAGGACUUGCAAAUGUCCGGUGGUCCAGUGUCAAAUCAAUCGAUAUCAAAUAAUGACCCACGAGUGGAUAUUUCCUCAUCUAAUUCUUCUUUCAAUUCUGUCAACCCUACAAUGGAUAAAGAUAUUGGGUCUUUCAUUGAAAAGGCUGUUGGUAGAUUUAUCGGUUACACCCUCGUCAAUUUUGGAUUACUGAUCACCUUUUGUCUCGCGAUAGAGAGAUGCGUAGCGAUCUACUUUCCUUUCCAAGCUGUUAGAUGGUUGACUAUUCGGAAAACCAGGAUUUCCUUGGUGCUAAUAUUUCUUGCGUGUGUUUCCACUCACCUUCCACAGAUGGUGAAAGAAAUAAGCCUCGCAAAGUCCAAUUCCUCACUAAUAAACGAAAACAGAGACAAGGCGACUUCUAGUUUUGUUGAGCCAAUUCGAAAAGAAUACGAACGGUUUUAUGCCCUGAUAAGUCUCAUCAUUUGCAUUGCAACAUUUAGUUUAAAUUUUAUAGUUUUGUUCAAACUGAUUAUUCUUCACAGGAAGUUGAAAUACUGCAAACAUUCAGUGAAUGCUCAGCGUACAGAAAUCAACAUCACAGUUGCCAUUGUUGUUCUGAUAUUUUUUCAACUGCCUUUUCAUAUAAUGGCCGCCACCAUCGCUUUUAUCCAAUCCAGCUCUAUAAUUCACAACGUGAAUUCAUUCAUCAAAGCCACAGUAUUGAUACGCUUCUUUUUUAUCUCCCAGUCAGCCUUAAAUUUCAUAAUUUAUUGUAUUCUUGCUAGAAAUUGUCGAAAGGUCUGUAGAAUUCUAUUCAGGAAACUGUCGCUGAGUUUUACAAGGAAGACGACUAGUUUGACUCAUCAGGAUGACAAAAUCGACGAGAGAGUACGAAGAAUUUACUCCAAUUCUUUGACAACAGUGAAAGCAACAGAAAAAGACGACGUUCGUGUUCAAAUUAACCCAUUGGAUGAGAUUCCUCUACAUGUAUUAACAGAACCAAAACAACAAUAUUUGGACCACGACAUACAGGAAGACAAACACAUUGUGCGGAACGGAGGAGGUGGUGCCGUGAAAAAGAGUUUUGUCUAGUGUGCGGAACGGAGGAGGUGGUGCCGUGAAAAAGAGUUUUGUCUAGUGUGCGGAACGGAGGGGUUGGUGUCCCAAAAAGAAUUCUGUUAUGGAUGCGGAAGAUAGGGAAUGGUUUCGUGUAAAGAAAUACUGUUCAAUGUGCGAAAUGGAUGGGAUGGUGCUGUAAAAAGAAAUGUUGUCUAGAAAUGGCGGAAACCCAUGUUUUGUGGUGUUAUUCCCGCGCUUGGUUGAAGAAUCAAUACACAUAUUUUUAUGUAAUAAUCAUUACAUGAUGUUUGUUGUUGCUUUUAUUAAAGCUUGUAAUAUUAUGUUAUGUUA